CCGGCGCAACACCAUGCCUGCCUCUCGCCUCGGCGCGCUCGCCGCGGUCCUGCUCCUCGGGCUCCUGCUGCUGCUGGAACUCCCUCCGGUCACAGGCGCCAGAGCCGACAAGCCAGGCGUGUGCCCCCAGCUCCCGGCCGACCUGAACUGCACGCAGGAGUGCAGCGCCGACCAAGACUGCCCGGAAAACCUCAAGUGCUGCCUAGCCGGCUGCUCCGCCAUCUGCUCCAUUCCGAAUGAAAAGGAGGGUUCUUGCCCCAGCAUAGACUUCCCCCAGCUCGGCAUCUGCCAGGACCUGUGUCAGGUGGACAGCCAGUGUCCCGGCAAGAAGAAAUGCUGCCUCAAUGGCUGCGGGAAGGUGUCCUGCGUCACGCCCAACUUCUGAGCCCCAGCCAUCGCCAGCCUGAGGAAUGGGGAGCAGACAGCAGUUUCUGCCUGGCCCCGGGUCUGGCUCCAGCACAGCGCCCCCCCACCCCCUUUCUGGACUCCGCAUCCCCUCCGGGGCUGACCACAGCUUCUCCCCUCUCCAAUGAAUAAAACACUGCUUUCAGCACUGG
Messenger RNA from Lepus europaeus (European hare), 557 nucleotides. It is a transcript of the gene WFDC2, whose product is annotated as WAP four-disulfide core domain 2. The record is from RefSeq and is a predicted model, not a curated record. Gene Ontology annotation, biological process: antibacterial humoral response; innate immune response. Gene Ontology annotation, molecular function: peptidase inhibitor activity. The transcript has 4 exons. The coding region runs from base 14 to 385 and encodes 123 amino acids. Lineage: Eukaryota; Metazoa; Chordata; Mammalia; Lagomorpha; Leporidae. Gene Ontology annotation, cellular component: extracellular region.